This is a messenger RNA of Momordica charantia (bitter melon), 471 nucleotides long. RefSeq lists its product as uncharacterized. NCBI's taxonomy places the organism in Eukaryota, Viridiplantae, Streptophyta, Magnoliopsida, Cucurbitales, Cucurbitaceae. The record is from RefSeq and is a predicted model, not a curated record.
AUGACCAAGACCUGCAGCACCAUACUCACGAGCAAAAUUCCUUCAAUGAUGAAAGAUCCUGAGAGUUUUACCAUACCAGUUUCGAUUGGAGGACAAAAGAUAGGACUUGCCUUGUGUGAUCUAGGUGCCAGCAUCAACCUCAUGCCGUUAUUAAUUUAUAAUAAGCUGGGCAUUGGAGAAGCAAGACCCACAACAGUAACAUUGCAGCUGACGGAUCGAUCCAGCACGUACCUAGAAGGAAAAAUUGAAGACUUUCUGGUACAAGUCGAUAAAUUUAUUUUCCCUGCUGACUUUAUUAUUUUGGACUAUGAUGCAGAUAAGAAGGUCUCUAUUAUCCUUGGAAGGUCAUUCUUAGCAACUGGGAAAGCAUUGGUAGAUGUCCACAAGGGAGAGUUGACAAUUCGUGUUCAAGAUCAAGAAGUGAAGUUCUCAGUGCAUGAUUCCAUGAAGUUUCCUGCUGAAUCAAAAUAA